GAACACAGUUUCUAGUUGCACCCUAUUUUCACAUGAAUGGGAAAGGAAGUGAUAGAGCAUGAGUUAUCAUUAUUUGUGCAUCGCUGCAUGUAGUUUUUCCAAUAUAUGGAUAUAACACAUACACAUUCUCGUAAGGUUCAAGUCUCGUAUUGUGUCGGAACAGGUACGAAGAUUAUCUGUUGCCUUGAAUGAUCAGACUGCUGAAUUACUGGAUAGCCCGAGCUAAUUAACGGAGCCAACAAAUAGUUAACUGCCAAGCUGUAAUAAUGCUGCAGGAAAUUAUUGCAUUACCAGUUGAAGACAAAAUCUUUUACGCUGUCCUGGUCUUCUCAUGGACGGUGUAUGUUUGGGAGGCCUACCUCGCCUAUAGACAGAGGAAGGUCUACAGGACUACAAUGCAUGUGCCCACUGAGCUGGGCAAGAUAAUGGAUUCAGAAACAUUUGAAAAGUCUCGCCUUUAUCAGCUGGACAAGAGCAACUUUGGCUUCUGGUCUGGACUCUACUCUGAGGCAGAGGGCACGCUGGUACUGCUCCUAGGAGGAAUUCCGUUCCUUUGGAAAGUGUCAGGGAAUCUCACAGCUCGUUUUGGUUUUGGUCCAGAGUAUGAGAUCUCCCAUUCUUUGGUGUUCUUGAUGCUGGCCACACUAUUUAGUGCUCUGACUGGCCUUCCCUGGAGCCUCUAUAACACUUUUGUUAUUGAAGAGAAGCAUGGAUUCAACCAACAGACGCUGGGUUUCUUCCUGAAAGACGCUCUGAAGAAGUUUGCUGUGACUCAGUGUAUUUUGUUGCCAGUGACAUCAUUGCUCCUCUACAUCAUCAAGAUUGGCGGUGAUUACUUCUUCAUCUACGCCUGGCUCUUCACACUCAUCGUCUCACUGAUUCUGGUGACUAUCUACGCAGACUACAUCGCCCCUCUGUUUGAUAAGUUUACUCCACUGCCAGAUGGAGAGCUGAAGAGUGAGAUUGAGAGCAUGGCAAAGUCCAUCUACUUCCCCCUCACCAAGAUCUAUGUAGUUGAAGGUUCAAAGAGAUCUUCCCACAGUAAUGCUUACUUCUAUGGUUUCUUCAAAAACAAGCGCAUUGUGCUAUUUGACACGCUUUUAGAGGACUACUCCCCUUUAAAUCAAUCUGGAGAGAAAGAGCCAGGAACGGGAGAGGAGAACGAGGCAGUGGUCAAUGAGAGCAAGUCCAAACCAAAGAACAAGAAACAGGGCUGCAGUAACCCUGAGGUUCUGGCAGUUCUUGGACAUGAACUGGGACAUUGGAAACUAGGCCACACAGUCAAGAACAUUGUCAUCAGCCAGAUGAACUCCUUCCUGUGUUUCUUCCUUUUUGCUGUGCUGAUUGGGCAAAAAGAGCUCUUCAUGGCAUUUGGUUUUCAUGACACCCAACCGACUCUUAUCGGGCUGAUGAUCAUCUUUCAGUUUAUCUUCUCGCCUUACAAUGAGUUGCUGUCGUUCUGUCUGACGGUGUUGAGCCGAAGGUUCGAGUUUCAGGCAGACGCAUUUGCGCGCGGUAUGGGCCGAUCGUCUGAGCUGUACUCCGCUCUCAUCAAGCUUAAUAAAGACAACCUGGGCUUUCCUGUAGCAGAUUGGCUGUUCUCUAUGUGGCAUUACUCCCAUCCUCCCCUGCUAGAGCGGCUCAGAGCCCUCACUGGACCCAAGCAAGACUGACGGCUUUGCAAGGGGGGGCCACGUUCACCACUCGCUCCCCCAAGAAAAGGUCUCCGCCGGCCUCUGUUGGCCCUCUGAUAUUGAUGCCUAUUUCUCUCUCCUUCCCUCUCUUUUAUUUCUAAUUCUCUUCCUAAGUAUUUGUGUUUUGUCAUUUGCUUAUCGCCCUGGAAGAAAAGUCUAAAUUGUUUUCAGAUGGCUUCAGACAACUCCAUGUACAAGAUGUUAAGCCUGUGUGUUUUUGCAAUUGUUCUUGAUAUGAUUUUGAUUGUUUUAAUUCGAUUGUACAUUUUAGCUGUCAAUUGCCCCUCCCCUCCAUGCAUUUUCACUUUGAUUUAAUGUAAGCCACAUGGACCGUGAGAGAGAGGAGGUUAAAACAUCUCAGAGGGGCCAUCAGCACCAUUUAAAACCAAUUCUUACAUUUAAUACCGAAUGCCAGUUGGAGAACUUAAAAUAUGUCUGUCUGCUGAAAUGGGAAUGAGGAUUGUCUGCAGUAUAAUGAAGCACAUGGUUCAAAUCACAGAUGUAUAUGGCUCAAUAAGGCGGACUAAAAUGUCUAUUCCAAUUUUAGUUCUUUUGAAACCCUUUUGAAAUUUUGUUCGUUUUACUUUUAUGACCAAAACGGGUUUGAGCAUUUCUGUAAAUAUAUUAAUUUUUGUGAAAUAUGAGCAACAUGAAAGGGCAAAGGUGACUUUAAAAAUAUUUAAUGAGUGGUUGGAAAUCUUGUUUUAUUACUUAGUUAAUUUUUUCUCUGUGCCUGAGUGUUACUAUGAGAAUAUGUGCAGUCCCAUUCCCCCAUUUCCUCAUAGACUAUAAACCCUGAAUCGUAUCAGUUUUGCUGGUGGCUUGAAACUGCAUUUAUAAAUUUAGCAUGCAAUCUUGUCAAAAUUUUGGACUCUAAAGGCUUUUACUUUGACAUGUUAAUGGAUUGAAGUGGAGUAGUAAUGGCUUAAAUAGUCCAUGAAAUGCCCACCCAAUGAAAAUUAUCCAUAGACUGAAAUGGCUGUGGGUUCAUACUUCUCCCCAAGGAAUAUGUCUUAUGACAUCUGGAAUGAUUGACUGAAUAGUCUGGAAAGAUAAACUUUUGCAUCACUAUGAAUAAAAACAUCACAACAGCUUUUAA
Megalobrama amblycephala (Wuchang bream) is the source of this 2793-nucleotide messenger RNA. It is a transcript of the gene zmpste24, whose product is annotated as zinc metallopeptidase, STE24 homolog. The record is from RefSeq and is a predicted model, not a curated record. Gene Ontology annotation, molecular function: metalloendopeptidase activity. Gene Ontology annotation, cellular component: endoplasmic reticulum membrane. Gene Ontology annotation, biological process: CAAX-box protein processing. The transcript is spliced from 10 exons. NCBI's taxonomy places the organism in Eukaryota, Metazoa, Chordata, Actinopteri, Cypriniformes, Xenocyprididae. The coding region runs from base 267 to 1673 and encodes 468 amino acids.